Gordionus sp. m RMFG-2023 is the source of this 483-nucleotide messenger RNA. RefSeq names its product craniofacial development protein 2-like. The record is from RefSeq and is a predicted model, not a curated record. The coding region runs from base 1 to 483 and encodes 160 amino acids. Lineage: Eukaryota; Metazoa; Nematomorpha; Gordioida; Chordodea; Parachordodidae. Gene Ontology annotation, biological process: chromatin remodeling. Gene Ontology annotation, cellular component: nucleus. The transcript has 2 exons.
AUGAUUGAAGUAUAUACUCCUCAAACGGGUUGCAAAGAAGAAGAGAAAGAUGACUUUAGAGCUAUCCUUGAUGUGGAAAUCCCUAAGAAUGACCUAGUCAUAUUAGGUGGAGACUUAAAUGCGCAUGUGGGAAAAGUAAGAGACAGCUACAAAAGGCAUCAUGGUGGUUUUGGAUAUGGGGAAGGAAAUGAAGGAGAGCAUGUACUGAAAUUUGCGCAAGCCUUCGACCUUGCCUUAACCAACACCUACUUUAAGAAAAAUGACAGUUUAAUAGCAUAUGAGGUGUGGUACAAAAAAACCCAGAUAGAUUACAUGCUUAUCUCUCACAGAAGAUUAAAAGAUAUAAUAGACUGCAAAGUCAUCCCCUGCGAAGAUAUUGCCGCACAACACAAGCUACUAGUCAUGGAUUUACAUAUCACAAAUAAAUCCACGCAAAACAAGAUAAAACUUAAACCAUGCAUCAAAUGGGGUAGAUUAAAAUGA